Marchantia polymorpha subsp. ruderalis is the source of this 879-nucleotide messenger RNA. Lineage: Eukaryota; Viridiplantae; Streptophyta; Marchantiopsida; Marchantiales; Marchantiaceae. The record is from the annotation of a GenBank genome assembly.
AUGGGCUCCAUGAGUGCACUUUUGGGUGGUGGGAUCGUCUGUUGGGCGUAUGGGGCGUACGUUAUUAACAAUCAUUACAAGGAGAAGGAAGCAAAGACCAACGAUCCGGAACAGAUUUUUACCGCAAACGAUAAGCAAGAUGACGCAAGAGUGCGGAAGAUCAAGAAACGUCUCAUCCUCGGAAGUCUGGUCUAUGGUGUGUACGACAUGUUCGAAGGCAAACCUCCUAUAGAAUGGUGGACCAAGGUGCACUAUGAUCUGUUGGAGUUGGACGAAGUAUUGACUGAGGACGAUCUUGAUCGCUAUGCAACAGAACUGCAGGAUGAGCAUAAGAACAAGUACCUCGGUGUCUUCCGACGAAAGAAGGAAAGUCCUUCAGCCGAGGCUUCGGACUGGGUAGUAGCCAUCAGCGGAACUGAGCCCUUGAAUUGGGCGGAUCUCCAAAACGAUCUUGCAAUCAUUUUGGAGACACUGAAUUCUAAGAAUUUGAUCACAAUUCUGGAGGUUGUGGUCCGGAGUCUCGGUGCGCAACAUGGGUUCUGCAGCGUGAACGUCACCGGUCAUUCACUCGGGGCCGCAGCGGGCUUGCUGGUCUGUCGAAGGCUGGCACUGAAAGGGUGUCUGGUCGAGGGCCACUUCUUCAAUCCUCCGUUCACCACUCUGGAAUCGCUGGCGCACACCUGUACACAUGCUGUGAAACAUGCUCUUAUGAGGGUAUUUCCGGCCGAGGGUGAAAACUUCUUUGACGCUGGUAAGCGCCUCGGGAGCAAAGUUCUCCAUGCAGUGCCCGACACCGACAGGAGAAGCAAAGCAUUACCCGAGUUCAAGACACUGGCCGAAGCCAAAUGGUCUCCGUAUCUCUAUGUAAACAAAAAAUGA